AUGACUAGCCAUGUGUGGAGCUGCUGCUUUGGGGGAUUUGGUCCUUGUAAAGUAGCCUUUCUUACCACUCUUCUCCUUUGUUCUUUCCUCUCACUGUACGAUGAGACCAGAUGGGUGUUGCUUCAAAGGAGAGUUGGACAUCUAGAGAAACCAUUUCGGAUCUCACUGGAGUAUGUUGCUAAUGGGAACAAGAGCGUAGCGGCUGUGGAUUCCUUUGCAAUGAAGAACUGCAGUACAGGAUCUGCUUCUGGCUCAAAAAUGGCUCUGGAGGGUUCCUUCAGCUGCUGGAACGGAACGGCAAUCAGGCUGGGGCAGGCGUGUGACUUCUUCAGGGACUGCGCCGAGGGAGAAGAUGAGGGAGAUAUGUGCAAAAAGCUUCCCUCUGGCUUUUACUGUUCAUUUGAAGAAGGGGACUGUGGCUGGAUGCAGGGCUCCUCUGCAUCCCAUCCUUCUCCAUGGCGGAUUGGAAGCCCAGAGCACAGCCGUUUUCCUUUAGUAGAAGGUUGUGCACUCCUUCUUAACACCAGCAAAGCACCAGCAGUAGCAAACGCUGUCAUGACCAGCACUGCAUUUCCAGCUCCUUUGAGGAACUCCCCCUGCAAGCUACAAAUGUCAUGGCUCAUCCAUGGUUUCUUGCUGGGAAAUAUAUCCCUGGUGCUGGUCGAGAACAAGACAGGAAAGGAACAGAGCCGGCCAUUCUGGCAUUCAGAUAACAGCGAAGGUUUGGGGAUAUGGCAGUGGAUGGUAUUACCUCUCCCAGAUAUACUGGAUAGGUUUUGGUUUCAGUUCAUCGCUUCAUGGGAAGAAGGAUCUGAUGCCAUUAUUGCUUUUGACAAUGUCUCCCUUAGUCUGGACUGUUACUUAACAAAUCACUGGUUAUUCACAACAUGUGGUGCCAGCGGACCCUAUGGCCCCACGCAGAGCCAAUGCAAUGAUGCCUACAGGAACUCCAACCUCAGUGUGAUUGUAGGAGCUGAAGGGAUUCUCCAAGGCAUUCAGAUCUGGAGAGUACCAGCAACCAACACAUACAGUAUCUCAGGCUAUGGAGCUGCUGGUGGGAAAGGAGGGAAGAACACCAUGGUGCGGUCUCACGGCGUGUCUGUGCUGGGAAUUUUUGACCUCCAGAAGGAUGAUACUUUGUAUAUCUUGGUGGGACAGCAAGGAGAAGAUGCUUGUCCUAGCACUAAUGAUGUUAUACAGAAAGUCUGCAUUGGAGAGAACAAUGUGAUUGAAGAAGAGAUCCGUGUGAACAGAAGUGUCAAUGAAUGGGCAGGAGGAGGUGGAGGCGGGGGAGGUGCAACUUACAUAUUUAAGAUGGAGAAUGGAGAACCGGUCCCCUUGAUAAUUGCAGCAGGAGGUGGUGGCAGGGCCUACAGGGCCAAAACAGACACAUUUCAUCCAGAAAGGCUGGAGAAUGAUUCCUCUAUUCCAGGGCUGAAUGGAAAUUCAGGAGCUGCAGGUGGUGGAGGUGGCUGGAAUGAUAACACUUCCUUCCUGUGGUCAGGAAAAUCCUUGCUGGAAGGUGCUACUGGAGGAAGAUCCUGCCCCCAGGCCAUGAAGAAGUGGGGGUGGGAGACAAGAGGGGGUUUCGGAGGGGGUGGAGGGGGGUGCUCCUCAGGUGGAGGAGGCGGAGGAUAUAUAGGUGGCAAUGCUGCAGUGGACAAUGACCCAGAGAUGGAUGGGGAGGAUGGUGUGUCCUUUAUUAAUCCAAUUGGUACUUUAUACACUCCAGCGCUUAAAGUGACAGAGGGGCACGGAGAGGUGGAUAUUAGGCUGCAUCUUAACUGCAGUCACUGUGAGAUGGACGAGUGCCGCGUUGAUCUUGAGACUCAAAAAGUCAUUUGCUUUUGUGAGCCAGGCACAGAGUUGGCUGAGGAUGGUGUGUCUUGCAUAGCUGAGCCAGUGAUUCAUCUCCCUCUCUCCUUGGUCUUGUCUGUAGUGACUUCAGCAUUGGUGGCUGCUUUAAUUUUGGCUUUUUCAGGAAUCAUGAUAGUGUAUCGUCGGAAGCACCAGGAGCUACAAGCCAUGCAGAUGGAGUUACAGAGCCCAGAAUAUAAGCUGAGCAAACUGCGUACCUCCACUAUCAUGACAGACUACAAUCCCAACUACUGCUUUGCAGGAAAGACCACAUCCAUUAGUGACCUCAAAGAGGUGCCUCGAAAAAACAUCUCCCUCAUCCGGGGUUUGGGCCACGGAGCCUUUGGUGAGGUAUAUGAAGGUCAGGUGGCAGGGAUUCCCAGCGACCCCACUCCCUUGCAGGUGGCUGUGAAAACGUUGCCAGAAGUGUGUUCAGAGCAAGACGAGCUGGACUUCCUCAUGGAAGCUCUCAUUAUUAGCAAGUUCAACCACCAGAAUAUUGUGCGCUGUAUCGGAGUGAGCUUGCAGGCACUGCCCCGUUUCAUCCUGCUAGAGCUCAUGGCUGGAGGUGACCUGAAAUCAUUCCUGAGAGAGACACGGCCUAGACCGAAUCAGCCCUCCUCCCUUUCCAUGCUGGACUUGCUCCAUGUGGCUCGUGACAUUGCUUGUGGGUGUCAGUACCUGGAGGAGAACCACUUCAUUCACAGGGAUAUUGCUGCCAGGAACUGCCUUCUUACCUGUCGAGGGCCUGGGAGAGUGGCUAAAAUUGGAGACUUUGGAAUGGCCCGGGAUAUAUACAGAGCCAGCUACUAUCGGAAGGGUGGGUGUGCAAUGUUGCCCGUCAAAUGGAUGCCUCCUGAGGCUUUCAUGGAAGGGAUAUUUACAUCAAAAACAGACACAUGGUCCUUUGGCGUAUUGCUGUGGGAGAUAUUCUCUUUGGGAUACAUGCCCUACCCCAGCAAAAGUAACCAGGAGGUUCUGGAGUUUGUAACCAAUGGAGGAAGGAUGGAUCCACCUAAAAACUGCCCUGGCCCUGUUUACCGCAUUAUGACCCAGUGUUGGCAGCACCAGCCCGAAGACCGGCCAAAUUUUGCCAUAAUCUUGGAGAGGAUCGAGUACUGCACUCAGGAUCCAGAUGUCAUCAACACUGCUUUGCCAGUAGAAUAUGGCCCAUCAGCUGAGGAGGAGGAGAAGGUAGCGAUGCGCCCCGACGAUCCAGAAGGAAUUCCUCCUCUCUUGGUCUCCACGCACCAAGACAGAAAGGAUGACAAGCAAACUCUGCCAUCUCCAGCACCCCUGCCGUCAGCCAUCACUGCUGGAAAACCUCUAGGGAAAGCGGGAGCCUUGGAACCACCAGUGCCAGGGAAGGCGCAGUCAGGCUCCGCAGGAGGACACAUCAACAUGGCCUAUGCCCAGUCCAAUCCCCCUUCUGAGCUGCACAAAAGCCGGGGCUCCAGAAACAAGCCCACCAACCUCUGGAAUCCAACCUAUGGUUCCUGGUUUGCGGAGAAGCAGGCCAGCAAAAACAGUUCUCUGCUGGAGAAGGAGAUGCCCGAGAGGGAGAAUUUGGGACAGGAAGGAAACUGUACUGUGGGGCCCAACAUUGUGACUGGCAGGCUGCCAGGCUCCUCCCUGCUAUUAGAGCCAUCGUCCCUAACAGCAAGUGUUAAAGAAGUGCCUCUCUUUAGGCUCCGCCACUUCCCCUGUGGGAACGUCAACUAUGGAUACCAACAGCAGGGCUUACCCUUGGAAGCCUCCACGCCACCCUGCGCUAGCAGUUACGAGGACCCCGUCCUUAGAAACAAGAGCCACGUAACCCAGCAGGGGCCGUGA
Balearica regulorum gibbericeps (East African grey crowned-crane) is the source of this 3690-nucleotide messenger RNA. NCBI's taxonomy places the organism in Eukaryota, Metazoa, Chordata, Aves, Gruiformes, Gruidae. The record is from RefSeq and is a predicted model, not a curated record.